UUGCGAUCUCCAGUCUCUGAUCUGUGUAAGCUCUCUACCACCAACUUCUCAGCGAUCAUCGAUCUUGAACAUAUCACGAAGCGAUCGAAACCCAGAUCAAGGAGCGCAUCAAGACAAUGGAGGGGGGCGACGGCAGAACGGGCGGCGGAGAUGAGAUGGCGACGGAGAUGGGAUCGGGGGAAAUGGAGCACGACGUCCAACGCAUCCUCGAAAAGAUCGAUCAGUUCACUCAACAGGUGUGGGAGCUGCUGGACGCAGGGAGGACGCUGUUCAAAACCCUGUCAUCGGAAUUCGAAGAACGCUUGAUCUCAAUCCACAAGGAGCAGAUGGCGAAGUGGCAGGAGGAGAUCAAGGAGAUGCAGUUGCGUGACACAUGCAACGAAACAGCUCGAGCUCUCCUUGAGAACGCCCAGCACUUGCUUCGCAGUGCUCCUCAGGCCUCUCCUACACAGCAGCCUCUGCAGGAUUUCUCAGGUGAAAUGUAAGUGGCGAAGGUGAAAUCUGUGCUUUUGUUUUACUCCUAUGUACUGCCUAAUUCACGAUAACACGACAAUUGUUGCACCCAUGCAACUAGCAAUUCAUAGCUGUGUCA
Musa acuminata subsp. malaccensis (wild Malaysian banana) is the source of this 592-nucleotide messenger RNA. RefSeq lists its product as uncharacterized. The record is from RefSeq and is a predicted model, not a curated record. NCBI's taxonomy places the organism in Eukaryota, Viridiplantae, Streptophyta, Magnoliopsida, Zingiberales, Musaceae.